Molecule: messenger RNA, 1830 nt
Organism: Folsomia candida
Lineage: Eukaryota; Metazoa; Arthropoda; Collembola; Entomobryomorpha; Isotomidae
Product: glycine receptor subunit alpha-2
Exons: 2
Coding region: 162-1658 (498 amino acids)
Biological process (GO): regulation of membrane potential; chemical synaptic transmission; signal transduction
Cellular component (GO): membrane; neuron projection; synapse
Molecular function (GO): neurotransmitter receptor activity; extracellular ligand-gated monoatomic ion channel activity; transmembrane signaling receptor activity
Source: RefSeq, a predicted model, not a curated record
CGCCUUAUCUUGCACUGUGCCAUGAAUGCCAUCCUCACUGCCACAUAACAAAUAAAUGCAUGAAUAAAUUCAAACAAAUGUGAUUUAUUUAUGUCAGUUGUUGAUUACGGUGAAGACCUUAAAGUCAGAAACAACUCUGCUGGUGCAUCUUGUACAUCAAAAUGCAUAUAUUUUUGUACAUAGCUGUUAUCGGUGUAUUUUCCUCAGUGGGUGGAGCAUUUGGGAGCACGGGAAAUAUCCCCAGCAGGAAGAAUGACUUGGUCAGUGACACGAGUUCCGCGUCGACUGUGACUGGGGACGAGGAUGAAGACAUUCGCAGGGAACAAAAGCCUUUUGUAGUUCGACUGCCCACGAAUUACAGCAUGCACCUGCCCCCACCUCUCAUCAACGGACAAGCCGUCCCAAUCUACUUUUCUCUCCUCCUGUUUAACGUCUUCGACAUUAAGGAACUUCAAGGAGAUCUCAGUCUGGAGACAAAUCUCAAAAUAUACUGGAGGGACACGCGACUAGCAAAUUUAACCGGAAAUGGCAACGACGAGGAGUAUCUUGUUCUGAGUCCUUCCCUUAUAACACAAGUUUGGCAUCCAGACGCAUUUGUGGAUCACAUGAAGAGCGUUGCCCAACCCUCACUGAUUUCGAAGGCUGCAUCACUCCGACUUUAUCCGGAUGGAUCGCUCCGAUACUCGGCAAGAAUGAUAAUUAAUUUGAGCUGCCGAAUGGAUUUCUAUUUUUAUCCCGCCGACACGCAGCGUUGUCAUCUGGACAUCAAAAGCUAUGCUUAUUCGACGAAACAUGUCACCAUUUCCUGGAAAGGUGGAAAAGGUCCUGAGCUCGCGUAUCCCAUCGAUAUUCACAAUUUCGACGUGGCAUUGGACACUGAGCCGGAUUACACUCAGGACACGAGGUCGGCGUCUUACUCUGCCAUACGAUUCACGCUCUACCUCCGCCGGAAGUUGAGCUACCACAUUUUUCAAACAUUCAUCCCCAGUGCGCUAUUCACCAUCGUCUCCUGGCUCAGCUUCCUCGUUCCUCCAGAAAGCACUCCGGGUCGAAUGGCAAUUUGUGUGACCACUCUUCUCACACUCUCCGCCAUGUUUUCAUCCGUGCGGCAGAACAUGCCCUCUACAAGCUAUUUGAAGGCCUUGGAUCUAUGGAUGCUGACCUGUGUGGUAUUCGUCUUUACCGUUAUCAUUGAAUACACAGCGGUUCUCAAAUUGAGGAGCAUGACUGUCAAAGAGAAGAAGGAGCCCGUCGUGGUUUUGGUCCCAUCAUCAGGCACCAAGUCUGACUCGGGAGGAGUGAUAAUGGACGUCAGGGCGAGGUCAGUGUCAACCGAACCAAGUCCACAACUCGUGACGAAAAGAAGCAACUUUUCCGCCUUGGAUUUUAGCAACAAUGGUGAUGGGAAUCCUGCCACCGUGCCCUUGCUGAUGUCGCGACCCAUGACUCCGGCCAGUCCGUUGCCCCCCUCCGACAGUGGGGGUGAGAAGAAGAAGCCCACCAAGUACUUCAUACUCGCCUGCAAAUUUGAAAAAUAUACCCCGAGAAUUAUGCCGCUGCUAUUUCUAGCCUUUAAUCUAGCCUACUGGCCAGGUCUGCUCAUCAGUUCUGACUACUAUCAGUUGAGAGGUGACAAAGAAAUGUACUACUCACUGUGAAAAACAAAAUAUCUGAAAAUUCCAGAAUUAUUAGAAAUAAUUCUACAACUCCUAAUUGCCAUUACAUGUGUACAUGUAUGUACUUCUCUAACCGGCGCUUUGUACUUUUAUGUUAUCAUUUACAAACUUAUAUUGCGUGUACAUAAAAUUCUCAAGCAUACACAUAUUAUAA